AACAUGCACGAGCUCGCUUGCGUCAGCGGCAUAGCGGCCGCCUACCGUCUUGGUGCCUCGUACCAAAAGUUCGACCACUUUGCCGAGAACUUUUUCAGCAAGUAUCUCCUCCUCUCACAUGGCGUCAUCUUCUCCAGAGAGGAGAAGCGGCGAGGUCAGAACAAGGCUAAAUAGGCGUCACCGAGGCGAGGGGGGUUUAUGUAGCAUUUCCUUGGAUUUUGUGGGCUAAAUGCUUUAGUUCUGUGCAUUUGAUGGACGACCACAUUUCCUGAUUUGACCGUAGGUGACUCUGACGGCAGUGUCAAGCAGAGUACCAGACGGAUAUCAGUAGUAUGCCUGACACCUGUACGAAGGGGCAACUGUCAUGUCCGCAGCCCUAUAAAAUGUAGGCAUCUGACAUUCCAAAGAUUAUGAUAUUACAUAUUACAUCCUUAUGUCCUGCCUGCCCUGCAGUACUGAACCUAUA
Gaeumannomyces tritici R3-111a-1 is the source of this 466-nucleotide messenger RNA. RefSeq lists its product as hypothetical. The record is from RefSeq and is a predicted model, not a curated record. The coding region runs from base 4 to 174 and encodes 56 amino acids. NCBI's taxonomy places the organism in Eukaryota, Fungi, Ascomycota, Sordariomycetes, Magnaporthales, Magnaporthaceae. The transcript has a single exon.